This is a messenger RNA of Myodes glareolus (Bank vole), 4996 nucleotides long. The record is from RefSeq and is a predicted model, not a curated record. NCBI's taxonomy places the organism in Eukaryota, Metazoa, Chordata, Mammalia, Rodentia, Cricetidae.
AUGACGGCGACAGUCCCUGGUCGGUCCCGGGCCGAAAAGAGACGAGACUGUGGUUCCGAUCAGACCCUUGGGAAAGCGAGCUCGAACUCCCAGUGUCUGCUAAGGUUCGCUUGGCUGCGGCUUUCUGGAGAGUACGACGUGGUGGGGGAAGAUGAUUUAUGGUAUAAACCUGGAGAUGAAAAACUCAGUGAAGUGGACAAUGAGUACAACUUCGUACAGACACUAGGGGAAAACGGGAAGUCUGUUGAAUACACUAAACUUUUGGACAAGAGAAUGAAGGAAGCGGAAGAAAAACGCCAGGAGCAAAUUUCUAAGAUACGACGCACUUCCGCGCCGCCACUAAAAGCGACACGGGUUCGAGUCCCCGCUUCGGCAGCCGUGGCAGGCGCGGAGCCAGAGCCCGGGAAUCGCAGCGGCAGUGACUCCGCUCUUCCGGGCCAGAGCCUCAGUGCAGUGCGUGUGGCUCCGCUGGACCCCGAGCAGCUGCGGCGGGUCCUGGAGCAGGUGACUCGGGCGCAGCCACCGCCCUUCGUGCUGCAGGACGCGGCGCAACGGCUCCGUGAGGCGCCGCGGGGGUGGAGAGACUCCGAGGUGGCCGGUGCCGCGGGCGUUCAGAACCCAGGUCUUCCCCAGACCAGCUCCGUGGAAACGUCUGUCUUCUGCAUUCUUUCUGUAUUUAAGCAACUUGAAGCCAUUUGUGUCAAGGUGACAUCUGGUGACACAAAAAGUAAAGAAAGGCCAGUGUCCCCUCUGGCUACAAUCCAGCCCAAAACAAGACCAAGUCAGCCACCUGGGAGAAGCUCCAGCCUCGGGCUCUGUGUCUCCAGCCCUCAGCUGCACAGGGUGCAGGCCCUGGGGAGGACUGGGUCACAGCCGCACUUUCUCGGAGGUUCCCCUCAGCCCGAGCUUGUACAGAAGCUACUGGUACAGAAGCUAUUGCCAGACCUCCAGCCAGUCCCUUUGAGGAUAGUCAAUGCCCCUCAGGCCGCAGAUGGGCAUGGUGUCACUCUGAGCCCUCUGGCAGCCUCUGGUACUCCUGCAGUAGCGCCUGUCUCUUCCAGUCCAGCAUGUCUGUUCAUUUCCAGCCUGCAUACCGCACACACUGAGAAACUGAAGAAAUCUUUAAAGGUGAAAACAUGGUCUGGACGGAUAUCCCGGCCUCCCAAGUAUAAAGCCAGAGAUUAUAAAUUCAUCAAAACGGAGGACUUAGCAGAGGGGCACCUGUCAGACUCAGAGCUGAGCAUGGAUGAGGAGGAAGAACAGAGGCAGAAGCCAGGGCUCUUUGACACUGUGGGCUGCGCCCUGAGGCCCAAGGCCUUUAAAUGUCAGACUUGUGAGAAGUCAUACAUAGGAAGGGGGGGACUAGCGAGGCAUUUUAAACUCAAUCCAGGCCAUGGCCAGCUGAAGCCUGAGAUGCUGCUCUCCAAGAAAAUUAAGGGGAGCCUGACCCUGGGAUGCAUGGGCUCCCCAACACUGUCCACACCAGCUAAUGGUCAGCCUGAAGAAGUUGAAGAGACAAUGGUACCUGAGCCAGAAAUUAGAAGCCCCUCGGCUCUUCUGAGACCAGAAAAAUGCCUAAAACCUAGGAAUGGAAGUUGGGCAAGCCAGGCAGAGUUCGGCACAGCAGAGCAGAGCAGAGCUGUCCAGCCAAACAGUCACCCUGCUGCAUCAUCAGGACUGAGUCUCUCCAGGGGAGUGCAGCUCCGGGAGGCUCUCCAGCAGUGUGGCCGAGAGGGGCUGGUGGAGUUGGUCCUGCCCCAGCUGGCUCAGGUGGUGACCCUGUAUGAACUUCUUGCAGGGAAGGUUGAGAGACGCCCUGGAGCGAAGCCUUUCUUUCCUGCUGUGUACAAGGAGUUUGAAGAGUUACAUGACGUGAUGAAGAGAAUGUGCCAGGAUGACCUCAGCAGCUCUGACCUGUGUCCUCAGGAGCCCCUGGAGAUAAACAAUGAUGAGGUUGCUAGGUUACUAAGAAUCACAGAAUACCUGAGGAAGAAAGAUACACACCCAAGCAGUGCACCUGAGUGCUCCAGCCAAGAGAUGAAAGGACAGUUGCAGGACACCAGUGGACAGAAGAGGGGGAGGGAGCAGGCUGUGGUGGUAAGUGGUGCAGAGCUGACGUCUGCCUCAGGGGAGGGGCUGGCCACAGUGAAGAAGGCCCGAACAGCAGCUCUGCCCACAGAUGUCCCUGAGUGUCCUGCUGCCAUCAGUGGAUGUCAGCAGACGCCUGGGUCCUCACACGCUCCAGCCAGCAAGGUGACUGCUGUUUUUCCUAACUAUUCAGGUUCUGCCUCUGCAGCCACUGAGAACCCUUCUCCCUGCUCUGAGGGAAGCUGUGGGGAAAUGGUCCCUGCUAGUGAUGGAAGUGUGCCACCUGUGGGCCAGCAGCUGUCGGUGAUGACAUCUGCUAACUUGGAAGCCAGGAGUGUCUCUGCAGAUCCUGCUCUUCUGUGUCAGGAUGUCAGUAGGUCAGCUCUUUAUUCCCAGGUAGCAGAGCCUAGAGGGCUGCCCCCAGCCCAGUUGUCAAUGUUUCCUGAAGAGAAUGCUCCAGAACACACUGCAAAGCAGGAUUCUGAGGCCAUCCAAAGAAGCAACGGUGUCUGUGGUACCCCAUCAUCAGGUGAAGGAGCGGAGUCUCUGCUUCUUGAAGAAUCAGGAAACGCAGAGGCAGGAGACCUCAGAGAAAUGAGCCAACCCCACCUCAGUAGGCAGCAGGGCAGCCCCAGCCAUGCCCUGCCUACAAAGGAUGCAGCCUUCUGACUCCAGAAAACCUUGCCUAUGAAUGUCCUGUCAGCUGCUCGUGUUUCUAAGACUAUGCCCGUGCCAGGGCCUCAACCUGGACCAGAUGGAUCACUGCCCACUAAUGGGGGUCCCAGUGUUGGAAGCGAAGCUGGGAAUGUAAGCUGGUUCCUCUCUAGGAUGGAGGCAGAUGGCCGGAGAGAGCUGGAGACUGUGGCUGCUGUGGGGGAAGCCCUGGCUUUUGAGAUUUCCGAUCUAUGCCAGGAAGUAGUGUCUCAGGGACAGGAGCAGGUUUCUACUUGGACUUCCAAUGGGCUUACUUUGUCCCGUCCAAGUACUUCAGUGUCUCAGAAGAGAAUGCUGUCAUAGUGACUAACACAAGGGGUUCUAUCUUGAGGUUUGACCCGCCGGAAGGGGUUGCUUUGGAAGCCAUAGAGGCCUUCCACACUGUGGAGGCAGAGCCCUCUCAGUGACCAAGAGUCAGGUGUGUGUGUGUAGGCACUCUUAGGAGAGACCAGGAACACUUGAGAUAAUGCUGCAGGGCAGAGCUGGGGAUCAUGGCUGUACCUCGUGCAGGUCCUUGCGUAAACAUGACUGCUAUUCCCACAGCCCUUGCAACAUCCCAGGCACUUCCUGUUUUCUCAACAGAUCUCAGGGCAUAUCGUAGGGAUAAACAGGCAGGUUUCCUAGUAGGAACUGGGGGCAUCCAAGUGGCUUAGGCAGAGCUGUGUCCUGUGGACUGGGCCACUUCUCAAAAGCCCAGAGCUUCUCCACUAUCUAAAUUAUUAAUCUGCAUUUGGAGUAUGUGGACAUUUAUUAUAGUAUCUUCAAUACUUUCUGAUUUGCCUGGAAAUGCUUUAUAAAAACAAAUUUAAAAAGACAGCACCAACCCCUUUUUCUCAAGGUAUUCACCAUGAAUUCAUCUUCAAACCCUCUCAACCCAGUUCGGGUAAAUUCCAAGCUUUUUAUUUCCUCUCUGUUAAUUGGGCAGGAUUUGGGAUUGUAGAAGACAUAUUUGCGUGACUCACUACUGUGUUCACCUUGAUGUGCUAUAUUGACCUCUGAUGACAUCCUUGUUCUGUUCCGAUACAGUACUCUGCAGAAUCAAUAUUGUGUUUAUCUUUAGUUCCUUUAUUUCUGCCUGGCCUUGGCAGUAUUGAUCUUUCCAUUAGCUCUUUUGAACAACUUGCUAAUGGGUGUCUGGGGAACAAACUACCAAGAAUACACAAGAGCUGGGCAUGGUGUGUCCGUAAUCCCAGCAUUUGGGGAGUUGAGGUAGGAGUAUAGUGAUUCUGAAGUCAUUAUGAGUUCUCUAUCCCAGGAUACCUUAAAAAAAUGUCUAAGAGUACAUACUACUCUUGGAAAGGACUUUGAUUCCCAACAUUCGUUCAAGCUGGACAGCUCACAACUGCUUAAAGGAUCCAGCUUCAAAGGCUCCAACACCCUCCUCUGGCUUGUGUGGAUACCUCAAGCUAAACAGAUACAGAGUACCCAGGGCCCAGAUGUAAACAGUCAUGAUCACUGGACUUUUUAUUGGCUUGGCCCAUCAUUUCAUGCAAACAGCAGCAAUUUUUGGUGCUUUUCAUUUCUAUUACACUAAACUCAGUGAACUCUACAGGAUUAAAAAAAAUAUAUUUAUAUAUUUAAAAAUCUAUUUAUUAAUAUAUAUUAUAGGAUAUAAUAUAUAGUAUAGUUCACGCCAGCCAUAGGUGGGCGUGAACUGGUCUCCCAGAGGACUUGAAUUUGGUUCCUAACAACAAGGUCAAGUGUGUGGCAACCACCUGCAAACUCUAGCUCCAAGGAUACCUGUUUGUGGCUGCCCUGGUCAUCUGUACAUGUAGCACAGACACAGUAAAAAUAAAAUCUUAAAAAAUGACAAGAUUUUUAAACCUUAAAUAUUUAUGGGAUUUUACUUAUAAUUAUAGAACUAAAACAUUCUCUUCAAAUUUUAAGUCCAGGGUUGGAGAUAUGGCCCAAUGGUUAAACAAUUCAGCUUGUGUGAAGCCUGGGUUUGGUAUCCAGUACCACAAAAACAAAACAAACAAAAAAGGUGGAAUAGGCACAAAGUAAAAAUAGGAAACUCGGGUUUUCUAUAGAGGUGUAAUAUGUAAAGUAUACUUGUUGGAGCCUGAUAGGGGAGUUCAGCCAAUCACUUUCUGUUUGUGGGGUGUGUUGCCUUAGGCUAAAGCUUGCCUAUAAACCUAGCAAGUGCGCUCCCGCUAGCUCUCUCUUGCCUGGCUCUUGCGUCCGGAGGGAUCGU